GCCUUGCCAAGCACGGAGCCAUUGGUGUCACCCAGCCCCGGCGCGUUGCCACCAUCUCAGUGGCGCAGCGGGUGGCCGAGGAGAUGGGCUGUUCGCUGGGGAGUGUCGUUGGGUACCAGGUCCGCUUCGAUGACUGCACCAGCAAGGAUACUGCCAUCAAGUACAUGACAGAUGGCUGCUUAUUGAGGCAAAUACUGGUAGACCCCCUUCUCAGCAAAUACAGUAUCAUCGUUUUGGAUGAAGCCCAUGAGCGGAGCCUCAGCACUGAUAUUUUAUUUGGUUUGCUGAAGAAACUAUUUCUACAGAAGAAACCAGCAGACAGGAAGACAGCGAUGAAGGUGGUGGUGAUGUCAGCCACCCUGGAGGUAGACAAGCUCUCGGAGUUCUUUGGAAACUGUUCAGUGCUGCAUAUUCCAGGAAGAAGUUAUCCUGUCAAGUCGAUAUUCUGCAACCUGCUCAGCCCCCGGAACACUGGCAGCCAUGCAUAUGUUACAGAGGCUGUAAAAGUGACAUUGGAUAUCCACUUAAAUGAACCAGAAGGUGACAUCUUGGUUUUUCUGACAGGCCAAAUUGAGAUAGAAAGAGCUUGUGACUUACUUUUCAAGAAAGCAGAAUCUAUUGAUUACCGGUAUGAAGUACAUGAUCGAUCUGUUGAAGGCCUGCUUAUCUUGCCAUUGUAUGGGUCAAUGUCAACAGAUCAACAGAAAAGAAUAUUUUUGCCAGCUCCCAGAGCCAUUAGAAAAUGUGUGGUAUCGACAAACAUUGCUGCAACAUCUCUGACGAUUGAAGGAGUCAGAUAUGUAGUAGAUAGUGGAUUUGUGAAGCAGUUGAAUCAUAACCCCCGAGUUGGCUUGGACAUACUGGAGGUGGUUCCCAUUUCGAAGAGUGAAGCAAAGCAACGAGCUGGCCGAGCUGGCAGGACAUCAGCUGGAAAGAGCUAUCGGCUGUACAGUAAAGAAUUCUGGGAACAGUGCAUGCCUGACUACACAGUGCCGGAGAUCAAGAGAACCAGUCUGACAUCUGUCAUCCUGACCUUGAAGUGCCUUUCUGUGCAUGAUGUCAUAAGGUUUCCCUAUUUGGACUGCCCUGAAGAAAGGCAUAUUUUAGAAGCUCUCAAAGAACUUUACCAGUGUGAUGCUAUUGACAGGAGAGGCCACGUGACAAGACUGGGUGAAUUCCUGGUGCAGUUUCCCCUCCCUCCCAACCUGACCUGUGCUGUCAUAAAAGCUGCUUCUCUUGACUGUGAAGAUCUGCUGCUUCCCAUAGCAGCCAUGUUGUCUGUGGAAAAUGUCUUUAUUCGUCCAGGUGAUCCUCAGAAACAAAAGGAGGCUGAGCUUCAACACCAGGAACUUUCCUCACAAGUGGGAGGAUGCAAUGACUUUGCAACCCUCUUAAAUAUUUUUGAACAGUGCAAAGCAAGCAAGUCUCCUUCAGCUUGGUGCCAGAAAUACUGGAUCCAUUGGAGAGCUUUAAAAUCCGCUUUUAGUGUGGAAAAACAGCUUCGGGAAAUAAUCAGUAAACUGAAACAGCUGCCAGACUUCCCUAAAGAGACAUUUGAAGGUUCCAAAACUGAAAUACUAAGAAGAUGUCUAUGUGCAGGAUACUUUAUCAAUGUAGCUAGGAGAUCUGCAGCCAGGACAUUCUGCACAAUGGAUGGACAUGGCAGCAUAGUCUAUAUCCAUCCUUCAUCUACACUAUACAACCAGGAGACUCUCCUAGAGUGGAUCAUCUUCCAUGAUGUCACAGUGACAUCCAAAAUCUAUGUCCGGACAGUAUGUCCUGUUCGCUAUGAAUGGGUCAAAGACUUGUUGCCCAGAUUGCAUCAGAUUGAUGCGUAUGAACUGAGUAGUGUGGCACGAGAAGAAGUAACUGAAGAGGAAAUAACCAAGUGGAAAAAUAAGGAGGACCUUAAGAGGCAGUAUGAAGGAGUCACGGACAACUCUGUAAAGAAGAUGGAGAGAAGGAAUGAUGAUCAAUCAAUAUUGGAUGCCCGAGCUCGCUACCUUGAGAGAAAGCAGCAAAAAGCACAGGGUUUAAGUGGCCCUUUGAAAGAAAUGGGGUAAUACUUGUGGCUGCUCUGCUCCUACUAGGAGGAAAAGCAGUUUGGUGCAGUUGUUCUGGGUAUGUUUGCAUCGUGCAAAAUGUCUAACCAGAACGAAGGAAAACUUCUACUUUGUGGUAAGU
Messenger RNA from Nestor notabilis (Kea), 2184 nucleotides. It is a transcript of the gene DHX40, whose product is annotated as DEAH (Asp-Glu-Ala-His) box polypeptide 40. The transcript has 16 exons. Lineage: Eukaryota; Metazoa; Chordata; Aves; Psittaciformes; Psittacidae. Gene Ontology annotation, molecular function: RNA binding. The annotation marks the transcript as partial. Gene Ontology annotation, cellular component: intracellular anatomical structure. The record is from RefSeq and is a predicted model, not a curated record.